UCUACUCUUUACUUGUCAUUAAUUACUACUGAUUACUAAAUAUUUACAUAAAUCUAAUGAAAUCAAAUGCCUUCUUCUAAUAACUGAUUCAUAUUCAAUGCCCCAGAAUUAAAUCUCCAUCAAAAUCUCUUUUCUUAUUUGCUGGAUCAACUUUCCCAUUUCACAAUUAUAUUCAUCUCUCUCUCUCUUUUUUUCUUUUUCUCUGUGUCUCUAAUGGAGGAUGAUGAAGCAUGCAACACAAGCCUGCGUCUUGGGCUUGGCUCCGGCGACCAUGUUUCGAGGAAGGAGGAGACACGUGGUGAUUAUGAUGAUGAGGAGGAGAUGAGGGAGGAAAAGCCUCUGGUUUGCUUGGACCUUAUGUUUCCGACAGAGGGAGCCGUUAACGUGGAUCACAAGGCAGACAGAUCAUUACCGUUCGGAAAAUUCGACGGAGACGAUGAUUACCCGAAUAUGGAAAACGAUUCCGACAUCCACCGGAGCAAGGACGGCCGGAGAAAGAAACUUCGGCUCUCUAAAGACCAAUCCUUCUUCCUUGAAGACUGCUUCAAACUCCACAGCACCCUUUCUCCGGCCCAGAAACAGGCAAUUGCUGGGCAAUUGAAUCUGAAGCCGAGACAAGUGGAAGUUUGGUUUCAAAACAAAAGAGCAAGAACAAAGUUAAAGCAAACGGAAGUAGACUGCGAAUUCCUGAAGAAAUGCUGUGCAAAUCUAAGGGACGAGAACAGAAGAUUGAAGAGAGAAUUGGAGGAGCUACGGUCGCUAAAAGUAGGAUCAUCACCACCACCAUAUAUUCAACUCCCAAAGGCUGCAACCCUUAGAAUGUGCCCGUCGUGCGAGAAAAUCGUAAAAGCAAGAGAAGGGAAGAACGCCGUCGUCUUCGAUGCCGUUGGCCGGAGGAAUAAGAAAUUGCAAAGCGGGUUUGACGGCACAAUCUGACAGAGAGGUUGUAAUAUUGGUUCAUAGGCGCUAUCGGUGCAAGUUUAACAACCCUACUUAAUAGUGCAUAUAUCGGACGGGGAUCACGCCAAUUACAGUGCAAGUUUAAUCUUACCACCUAGAUAUUCGAGCAGAUAGAUUUCAUAGGAAGCUUAUUACUUUAUUUGUCCAAAUUACUACAGUGAAAUAAUUAGAUUGUUGUAGAUCCCGGUCCGAUUAACGGUUAGUUAGACUCACCCAAAUAAGUUUUUAUGGUUAAGAGGUGACCCAAGUGUUCCACUUAUUACAAAGUAUAGGGUAAGAAUAAAUUGUUGAAAUUUUAACAGAUGGUAUGGUUAUGCCCAGUUUCUUGUAAUCAUUGAUUUGACAGGAAAGUUGAUGCACAUCUCUAUCUCUCUCUCUUGAAUUGGAUAAAAUCAGACAG
Molecule: messenger RNA, 1360 nt
Organism: Corylus avellana
Lineage: Eukaryota; Viridiplantae; Streptophyta; Magnoliopsida; Fagales; Betulaceae
Product: homeobox-leucine zipper protein HAT22-like
Biological process (GO): regulation of DNA-templated transcription
Molecular function (GO): sequence-specific DNA binding; DNA-binding transcription factor activity, RNA polymerase II-specific
Source: RefSeq, a predicted model, not a curated record